AUGGAUUUGCCGAGUCUACACUUGGAAUCACCAGGGCAAAGACCUUGGGUGCAGAAACUUGCUUUAGAUUCCCUGCCAUCGCCAAGCCCUUCCCAGCACAAUCUUCAACUUCAAAACUUGGCAACUAAGCAUUGGAGGAAGAUCCGAAACAAUAUCUUUGCCAAUUCCUUCUCCGAGCUCUCCGAGCUCCAAAAGGAGGAUGAAGAAUACAACAUCUACACAUCUGCCAGUGAGGCCAGCAGUCCUCAAAGUCCCAGGAAGCCGUGGAUUGGAAGCCCUGACGUUUCCGCUUCGUUGGGUCCAGUGCGUCCUGUCCGUCCAGCCCCUGCAGUCCAACUCUUGCAGGCGCAACUUCAAGAAGCGACGGAAGAGAUCGAGAGGUUGUACACUGAAAAGGAAGAUGUUGAACAAGUUUUGAAGCAGGUCAGAAGAAAUUCCAUCCGGGAACAGCUUCCAGAUCCUGACAGUCCAGAAGAAGUUUCCGUUGAGUCUCUUCCAGAAGAAGUGCCAGAGAUGUCGAUGUCGAUGUCGAUGAUGUCGAUGUCGCUGUCGCCAUCGGUGUUUGACCGCAAGGCUCUGCACCGCAACCUGACACUGGCGGAGUACCCCGAGGAGCAGGAGAACUAUGCAGAGCUCUUGGCAGAGGAACGGCGCCUGCGAAACGAGGAGAACGACGCUUGGGAGAUUCUCCGGAGCAAUUUGGAGGAGAAACAGGCGGAACUGCAACUGGAAGUCACUGCAGCCUUUGGAGAAGCAGAAGCUGCCAUGGAGCGUUCACAGCUACAGGAGAUGAAGGCGGAGAUGUGGCGGCAGGAGUUGGAACAGGCUCGAGAAGAUGAGGGGACGCUCCAAUACCGGAACUCCAUGCAUUUCUGUCUUCAAGAGGACAUGAGGUUGAACGAAGGCGGAGUGGAAAAUGAGGAAACGUCGACGGAAAAUGAUGAAACCGUGGAUCAAAGUGAGAAGACUAUGAGCGAGGUCAGGUCCCUGAAGACCGUUGCGCAGAAAUCCUUGGAAUCGAUGUGCGUGUGGCAGAACUCUGCCGUUCUUCAGCAGUGCUUGACGCAUUGGCGAUCAAAGCUUCGAGACAGAGCGCGGCGCAAUGCAGCUGCAGCUCUGGUGUCGCGAAACGGGACAGAAGAGGACUAUCGCAUUCAGCUACAGUGCUUGAAUGCCUGGCGACUGGUGAGCCAGGUGAAGACUGCAGUACCUGAGCAGCGGUUGAGAAGCCCAAGCUCUUUGGAGGCUAGAGUGAAUGCCUUGGGUGCCCUGGGCUGGCUGGGCAAUGGCGCGGCUGAUCGCGGCGUCGCCAUGGCGCGGGUGACGCUGACCCUGGCGCAGCUGGUGACGGUCACAGCCACCACGUCCCUGCCGGCCUUGCUGUCCAGCACCGAGGAGGGCCGAACAGAAUACCUUGGUGUUGCCGGUGGUCUUGCGGCCGCGAUCACAGUUGCGUGGCCGGUAUGGCGAGUGAUUCUGUGCAUUCAGCGGCGCUUUCCUGCAAGAGCCAGGCAAAAAGGAUGGGCUGUUCUGGUGGAUCAGAGUACUAGGCUCUGGCCACCAGCUGGUGAUGAAGGGCAAAUGCAAGCAGAACUGGUUGACCUUGAGGCCAAGGAAAACGUAGAGGUGAGGUAUGCCGAAGGGUUUCAACCCUUAGACCCAUGCGAAUCCGCGGCAAGCCAGCUUCGACUUUUUUCACAAAAAAGGCAAGGCCAAACGUCUCCUGUGAAGGGAAACAGUCAGAGCAACCAAGACUUUGCCAAUGAAGUUGGUGAGCUUGGAACUGUUCAUGCAGAAGCUGGCAAUAGAAUUGAGGCGUCAGAUGCACAAGAUGUUUCAAAGCCUCAGCCUUUGCAAGCAGAUUUGAAGCAGGGGCAUUUUGUAGGGCGUCCUGCUUUGCAACUGCGCAACUUUCGCUCAUUCGAUGGAAAUGCUGCUGGCAAAGAUGGGGCAGGUAAAGCAGAAAGAGGAGCAAGAGGGGAAAGUGGAAACGUGACCCUUCCUGGUUCUGUCCCUGUCACAGCUGCAGCAGAUGGGUUUGAUCUCGUUGCAGAGGCCGCAAGGGAAGCUCAACCUGGUGCUCAACUUGAAGAGGAACAGACAACGAAGAACCAAGACUCUGCCAACCAUGUGAGUGAGCUUGGAACUGCUCAUGCAGAAGCUGGCAAUGGAAUUGAGGCGUCAGAUGCACCAGAUGUUUCAAAGCCUCAGCCUUUGCAGAUAGAUUUGAAGCAGGGGCAGUUUGUAGGGCGUCCUGCUUUGCAACUGCGCAACUUUCGCUCAUUCGAUGGAAAUGCUGCAGGCAAAGAUGGGGCAGGUAAAGCAGAAAGAGGAGCAAGAGGGGAAAGUGGAAGCGUGACCCUUCCUGGUUCUGUCCCUGUCACAGCUGCAGCAGAUGGGUUUGAUCUCGUUGCAGAGGCCGCAAGGGAAGCUCAACCUGGAGCUCAACUUGAAGAGGAACAGACAACGAAGAACCAAGACUCUGCAAACCAUGUGAGUGAGCUUGGAACUGUUCAUGCAGAAGCUGGCAAUGGAAUUGAGGCGUCAGAUGCACCAGAUGUUUCAAAGCCUCAGCCUCUGCAGAUAGAUUUGAAGCAGGGGCAGUUUGUAGGGCGUCCUGCUUUGCAACUGCGCAACUUUCGCUCAUUCGAUGGAAAUGUUGCUGGCAAAGAUGGGGCAGGUAAAGCAGAAAGAGGAGCAAGAGGGGAAAGUGGAAACGUGACCCUUCCUGGUUCUGUCCCUGUCACAGCUGCAGCAGAUGGGUUUGAUCUCGUUGCAGAGGCCGCAAGGGAAGCUCAACCUGGAGCUCAACUUGAAGAGGAACAGACAACGAAGAACCAAGACUCUGCCAACCAUAUGAGUGAGCUUGGAACUGUUCAUGCAGAAGCUGGCAAUGGAAUUGAGGCUUCAGAUGCACCAGAUGUUUCAAAGCCUCAGCCUUUGCAAGCAGAUUUGAAGCAGGGGCAGUUUGUAGGGCGUCCUGCUUUGCAACUGCGCAACUUUCGCUCAUUCGAUGGAAAUGCUGCUGGCAAAGAUGGGGCAGGUAAAGCAGAAAGAGGAGCAAGAGGGGAAAGUGGAAACGUGACCCUUCCUGGUUCUGUCCCUGUCACAGCUGCAGCAGAUGGGUUUGAUCUCGUUGCAGAGGCCGCAAGGGAAGCUCAACCUGGAGCUCAACUUGAAGAGGAACAGACAACGAAGAACCAAGACUCUGCAAACCAUGUGAGUGAGCUUGGAACUGCUCAUGCAGAAGCUGGCAAUGGAAUUGAGGCGUCAGAUGCACCAGAUGUUUCAAAGCCUCAGCCUUUGCAGAUAGAUUUGAAGCAGGGGCAGUUUGUAGGGCGUCCUGCUUUGCAACUGCGCAACUUUCGCUCAUUCGAUGGAAAUGCUGCUGGCAAAGAUGGGGCAGGUAAAGCAGAAAGAGGAGCAAGAGGGGAAAGUGGAAACGUGACCCUUCCUGGUUCUGUCCCUGUCACAGCUGCAGCAGAUGGGUUUGAUCUCGUUGCAGAGGCCGCAAAGGAAGUUCAACCUGGAGCUCAACUUGAAGAGGAACAGACAACGAAGAACCAAGACUCUGCCAACCAUGUGAGUGGGCUUGCAACUGUUGGAAUUGAGGCGUCAGACGCACCAGAUAUUUCAAAGACUGUGACUGAGCCGUCGCAAACAGAUUUGAAGCAGGAGCUGUCCAUCAGGAGUCCUGCCAUACAAUUGCGGCACCUACGUUCUCAAAAGUCUGUCUCGCCAAAGUUUCGAAAGGACCCCCGAGCUGGGAGAGGUAGUAGCGAAAGCCCCCAUGCUCUGGCAGGAGGUCGCAGGCGCCCCUUUUCAGAGGCAGAAUCAAGGUCCAGACCUUCCAGGUCUUCCCGAAGUGCCUCACCUGAACGAGUUGUAGAAACGAAGAAAAAGAGCGAUGGAACCAAUGGGAUUGCAGCCCAAUUGGUGGAAGAUAAGGCUGAUUUGGGAGAACUGGGAGAACCAGAAGCUGUUCAGAGUGAGGAAAACUGCAAUGGCCAGCUUAGCCCUGCUUUGAACUUGCGUGACCUGCGCUCCUCCAUGGCACUUCAUCAGCAACGUAAAGAAGAGUUGGAGAAAUGUGUUGCAAACUUUGCCCAGUCGGAGCAGUUCCACCAGUGCAUCAUGCAAACAGAACAGGCUCAUGCAUUGCUGCAACAGCUCCUGCCACAAGGCAAGCCAGGCCAGCCAGGCAAGUCUGAAGAUAGCCCCAAAAGGCUGCAACAGCAACAGCCCUAUCUCCUGUCAGUUGCUCUGAAAAGGGCAGGGGAGACCGAGCCUGCUGUGAAACUGGACUCGCUUGCCUCUGACGGCGCAAGGCCAUCAAUGCCGUAGAUUAGUGAAUUCAAUGCAAGUUUAGUUGAUUUGAACAAUUUGUCUCACUGUUGGUUUUACCAGCAUUGGCAGGCUUGCUUUAGGCAGCUCCCAUCGUAGUUAAAGCACCUUUCAGGUGACUAGGUUGUCGG
This is a messenger RNA of Cladocopium goreaui, 4475 nucleotides long. The record is from the annotation of a GenBank genome assembly. Lineage: Eukaryota; Dinophyceae; Suessiales; Symbiodiniaceae.